Molecule: messenger RNA, 477 nt
Organism: Symbiodinium natans
Lineage: Eukaryota; Dinophyceae; Suessiales; Symbiodiniaceae
Source: the annotation of a GenBank genome assembly
AUGCUGUGGCUCGAGCUCCUCGGCCUGUACUCCUGCCUGCGGCUCUCGCGAUGUGCGCUCGAACUCCUAACCUGCCUCCUGGCGUGGCUCUCCCAGAGGGGGCGAAGACGGAAGGCUGCGAAGGCCAAGCUUUCCAAGUCGGCACCAGCCGGCGUCUCCAGUGCUGUAGGCGCCGCGCCCCCCGCGAACAGCGAGCCCAGCCACAGCCCGCAGCUGUCCCUCCACGUCUGCCUGCUGAGCGGCCGGGGCCUGGACCUGCGCAUGGCGGCCAGCGCAGGGCUGGCGGAACUGCGGUGGCGAGUUGAGGAGGAGCUGGGCACCCGCAGCGUCGACCUGAUCAGCCCCAAAGGCGACAUCCUCCGCGGCGAUGGAACUCUCCAGGCUUUUGGCCUGCAGGAUGGCGACUUGCUGCAGCUUGCCCUGCACUGGCGUAAGGGCUUACGCCUGGGGGGUCUAAGGAUUGCUUAUUACAAGUGA